This is a messenger RNA of Oreochromis aureus, 4051 nucleotides long. It is a transcript of the gene fan1, whose product is annotated as FANCD2 and FANCI associated nuclease 1. Gene Ontology annotation, biological process: interstrand cross-link repair. The record is from RefSeq and is a predicted model, not a curated record. Lineage: Eukaryota; Metazoa; Chordata; Actinopteri; Cichliformes; Cichlidae. Gene Ontology annotation, cellular component: nucleus. Gene Ontology annotation, molecular function: 5'-flap endonuclease activity; flap-structured DNA binding; 5'-3' exonuclease activity. The coding region runs from base 258 to 3578 and encodes 1106 amino acids. The transcript has 13 exons.
GGGAUUGGGUGCCAUAUCUGCUAUCGGUAUGUUAGCUAUUGUUUUGAACCGCUGACAGGCUGUAUUUUAUAGUUUUCUGUUGGAUUUGUAAAGCACUAAAAGUCGCAAAUGUGUGACCGUUUUAAAUGAGGCAUAGGUAAGCUAGCAUACGAGUCAUUUCUACACCGAAAGCUGUCAGAGUAUGCGACAAAGAAAACCUUUGGGGGAAAAUAGUUUUCACCGAGCAGCACCACCACUGCCGCCUGAAUUGCUGGAACAUGGCCGAGAGAGCUAACAAAGGCAUACUCAAGGGACGUUUAUCAUUGUCCAGAACCAAAAAGAAAGACAAUGUUGUUAAAGCUGGGACUGCUGCCAGGGGUGCCACCGCAAGUCCAAUUACGUCGUUCUUCUCUAGCAAGCCUCCACCUAAGCUGGCCUGUCCCCUGUGUGGCCAGCUGGUACCGAGAUUCAAGAUCAAUGAGCAUAUUGAUCUGCAAUGUCAGAACUUUGAGAGAGGAGACAGCACUGUCGGCUCAGCAAGUAAUAGUGUUAUCUCAAGCACUCAGCUGUCACCCAGAAGGAGUCUCCCAAAGUCUCCAGAGGUGGAUCCAAAAGUGGAAGAAGAGGGCGAAGAAGGCAAAGAGACCAAAACAAGCCCUUAUUUCAAAAAGAAUAACUUACAACAGGCACCACGGGAAAUAAACAGCAAGACUGUGGUCAGGACCAUUGACCUUGGAAGUCUUUCUUCCAAAUUAUCUAGAAAAUUUCAUAAGGCACCUGAAAGGAAAGAGACAAUGCAUGAACUUGAUGAGACACUGAAUAGCUCACAGAAAGAAAAUCUUCUGAUUCAGAGUUUAGAAGACAAAAAAGAGGACCUGCCAGUCAGAUCAAUCGGUGUUGCCUGUGCAGCAGCAGUGGAAGAUCCAUCGCAUUCAAAAAAACAACAUAAUUUUGAAAACAAAGCAUCUAAAUCUGAUACUGUCCAAAAACAAGUUACUCUGAAGCCCCACUCUUCUCCCUCCAAACCAGGAAAUAACUCACAACAGGCACCACGGGAAAUAAACAGCAAGACUGUGGUCAGGACCAUUGACCUGGAAAGUCUCUCUUCCAAAUUAUCUGGAAAAUUUCAUAAGGCAUCUGAGAGGAAAGAGACAGUGGAUGAACUUGAUGAGACACUGAAUAGCUCACAGAAGGAGAAUCUUCUGAUUCAGAGUUUAGAUGAUGAAAAAGAAGGUAUGACACGCCGGUCCACCAGUGUCGCUUGUGCAGCAACAGUGGAAGAUCCAUCACAUUCAAAAAAACAACAUAAACUUGAAAACAAAGCAUCUAAAUCUGAUACUGUUCAAAAACAAGUUACUCCAAAGCCACACUCGUCUCCCACCAAACCAGCAAAACGAAAAAGUAAAUCUUCCACUGGUAAGGCAGCUAGCUUUAAAAAGAAAGCCAAGCUGGAGGAGAAUUCCUCUGAAAGUAAAGCUGGAACAACUGAUCUGGAUCAGCAUGAAACUGUAGUAUCACCAUCUGCUUGUGACCAACCUUUGAAUUCAGAGGAAACGUGUGAGGACAGGGUUGCGGUUGUCAGUGAUGAUUUACUCCCAGUGUUUGGUGCCGAUAGCAUCACAAGUGAGCAGAGCUCGACUACAGCUUCGCUGCACCUUCCCUACUACCUCAGGAACUUCAAAACUGUACUGCACGCUGUGCUGGAGAAUGAGGAUGACAGAGAGUUGUUCAACCAAGAUGAUUUGUCUUUUAUACGUGCAUUUGAAAAUCUGUCAGUCAUGGGACAGAAGUUGUAUGUGAGGCUUUUUCAGAGGAAACUGAAGUGGCUCCAAGUAAAUAAGCUGGAUUAUGAAGAGAUAUGCAGCGAUCUUGGACCCAUUGCACAAGAACUGGUUCAAAGUGGUUUUCUGGAGACAGAGAAUGACCUUGAAGAUUUGGGUGAGGCUCUGGAUCUCCUGCCAGCUCCUGAACUCAAAGCUUUGGCUAAGACUUUCCACCUGGGCAAUUCAGCGACCCAAAAACAGCAGCUAGUGGACGGACUGCUCCGCCUUAGCAAGCAAAAGUCUCUUUUCUCUCUGACCACUGCACAAAACAGUGUCGGAGCAGUGAUUCUUAAACGGGCUAAGCAGCUUGCAGGUUCCUGUGUCCGUCUCUGUCGGGGUCCUCGGGCUGUCUUCUCUCGUGUUCUCCUGCUCUUCUCUCUGACGGACACCAUGGAAGAAGAGGAGAUGGCAGCUGGAGGACAGAGCCAGCUUUAUACCAUCCUUUUGGUAAACUCAGGUCGUCUGGCCUUCCCAGACUAUACAGUACAGCGUGUUGCCAAGGUUUUUCAGGAUAGAGAGGACCUUAUCAGAUAUGAAGCUUCCAUGCGAGCACUGCAAGAGGUGAUCCUGGCUAUGCAGGGUGGUCAGUGGGAGACGGCCAUGGAGCUCUACACUGCAGCCAAAAGUCAAUGGCUAGUGCUGAAGAAAAACAAUGACCUCAGUCAUCAGGAAAAGCUGCCUGUGUUUCUGCGCUGCUUCACUGCAGGAUGGGCUUACACUCGAAUUUUAUCCAGAGGGAUCGAGAUUUUGCAAAGGCUCCGUCGCUAUGAGGAAGCAGUUGAAGAGCUGCGGUCUUUGCUAUUGCAGUCCAUUUACUGUCCUGACAGCCGCGGGCGAUGGUGGGACAGACUGGCACUAAACCUUCACCAGCACCUCAAAAGUCCUGAGCAAGCUAUCUGUGCUAUUAGAGAUGGGCUGUCAGACCCUUUGGUGCGUACAGGACAUAAGCUCUCACUCCAUCAGAGAGCUGCUAGAAUGAAAGAGUCUGCCAGCUGCAAGAAGUACCGCCUGCAACUGAGAGACCUGCCCACUGUCCAAGUGCAAGAUGUCAAGCAUGUGACUAUUCGAGGACAGCUGUUUCCUCAUGAGGGAGGCAUGGGGAAGUCUAAAUUUCUUUUACCAGCAAAUGAAGAGGGCGCUCAUUCCACUGUAAUAUGCUCUGUAGAGGAGCUGUCCUUAGCGCAUUACAGACAGCAAGGUUUUGACCAAGGGAUCCAUGGAGAGGGUUCAACAUUCUCAACACUGUUUGCUCUCCUGCUGUGGGACAUCAUUUUCAUGGACAGUAUUCCAGAUGUCUUCCGAAACCCAUACCAGACGUGUCCACUGGACUUUUAUACCGACUGCUUUUAUGAAAACAGAAAGGAUGCAAUUGAGUCUCGUGUCCAGUUACUUUGUGAGGCGUCUGUGGAAACUCUGCAAAAUAUGUUGGAAGAUGUCUGGAAUUCCCAGGAGGGAAAAGUGUGUUCGUUGGUGAGCUGGGAACGUUUCUCAUCCCUUCAACAAGCGCAGUCUCUUGUUGCAUGCCUGGGUGGAGCCUUUCUAGGUGGAGUAAUAGCACGAAUGGCAAAAGACUACAGGCACUGCCGUGGAGGUUUGCCCGAUCUUGUGGUGUGGAACAGCUCAAACAACAGCUACAAGCUGGUGGAGGUGAAGGGUCCCAAUGACCGACUAUCCCACAAGCAACAGAUCUGGCUGGAUGAGCUGCAGAAACUUGGGGCCGAUGUGGAGGUGUGUCACGUGACUGCUACUGGAGCCAGAGGAGCUCGUCUGGAAUAAACGGACACAGAGAAAUUGACUGAUAAGACUUAUGCUGCUAAUUAAUCAGACUGUGGUAAAAAAAGAAAACAUCCGCAAUCGGACUCGCUGGAAAAAAAAAAUCCUGUUUGAUCAACCUGUAGAGAAUGGUGUAAAUCUUGAUUUCAAAAUCUAUAAAAUUUCACCUUUCUAUGUAGGAGGAGGUUAAUAUGCUUUGUUUUGUAUGGCAUUAUCAUCUGGUCUUCAACAGGAAGUCGUGCACUAUGUGAUGAGGAUCAUCGUUAACAGCUUCUAGGAUCAAAAAUCGCAACUGAUGCAUGACAGUAAAUAGAUCCAGCCACUACACUAAUUUAAUGGUGUUUCCUUUUUUGGGGCAACACUGUAAUCACAGGAUCGUGGGUUGCCAUGCAACCAAGACUCACAUUUUCUUGGCUGCUUAUAAAUUGCAUGACAGCUCUAUGAGUUUUUCAAUGCAAUUAAACACUGUGAUAUUA